This is a messenger RNA of Lepidothrix coronata (blue-crowned manakin), 1668 nucleotides long. RefSeq names its product interleukin-13 receptor subunit alpha-2-like. Gene Ontology annotation, molecular function: protein binding; cytokine receptor activity. The transcript is spliced from 10 exons. The record is from RefSeq and is a predicted model, not a curated record. Gene Ontology annotation, biological process: cytokine-mediated signaling pathway. Gene Ontology annotation, cellular component: external side of plasma membrane. NCBI's taxonomy places the organism in Eukaryota, Metazoa, Chordata, Aves, Passeriformes, Pipridae. The coding region runs from base 141 to 1361 and encodes 406 amino acids.
AUGCAGCUGUUUGAAUCUUACUCUCUAGAAACAGGAACAUAUUCAGGACUUUUUCUUCUGUUUUACUGUUCCAGUUUUUGCUUUUUAAGAGCUAAUAAAUAUUUUGUGUUGUGUGUUACCUGGCUCAAAGGAAAAUCCUGAUGCCUUGUGCCUCCUCGCACACGUGCUGCAGGACCAGUCCUCCGGCUCCGGCGGAACCCCGGACCUCCUACCUCCAGAUGGCUCCCCAGAGGCUCUACACUCUCUCCGUGAUGCUGGUGUGGAGCUGCGUGGUGGCCUCCUCCUCCUCCCACAUCCCAGUAGCUCCCCCACGAGACCUUCAGAUCACCGACCCUGGACUUUUGGGUCCUCUCGAUAUAGAGUGGAAACCUCCACCCGAUGUACAAACCUCCAGUGAAUGCACAGUAAAAUACAAGUUUGAAUAUCGUAACACUGGUGAUACGGACUGGAAGGUUAUUUUUACUAGGAGGCUAAAAUUCAGAGUUGGAUUUGACCUCAGCAGGACUGCUGAAGUGAAGGUGCAGACUCUGCUCGAAGGACGGUGUACCAAUGGUGUGGAGGUGCAAAGUGACUGGAUUUCUGCUACCUUUCAGGUCCCACUGCAAGGAAAACUGGAAUCACAGGUCCAGAAUUUCCACUGCAUCUAUCAUGACUGGGAAUACCUCAAGUGCACUUGGCAGCCAGGUCUCCUCGCUCCUCGUGGAGCACAUUAUGGGUUAUAUUAUUGGUACGAGGGGCUGGACCAGGCAGCACAGUGUGAUCACUACAUCCAGGACCACGGCAUGAACGUGGGCUGCACUCUGCGAAACCUGAGCCAGGCAGAAUACCAGGAUCUCAACAUUUGUGUCAAUGGUUCGGCAGCAGCCACCCCGCUCCGGCCACUGUACAGCACCCUGCGCCUCCACAACCUGGCCAAGCCUUCCCCCCCGAGGCAGCUGGUGGUGUCCGUGUCUGCAGCCGAGGAGCUGCUCGUGGCGUGGAGCCCCCCGGGCGGCCAAACACCGCCCCAGUGCCUGGAGUACGAGGUGGAGGUGGCAGAAGAUCUGGAGGAGGCCAAGGCUGCCUGGGCGCCUGUGUUGACCCAAAUGGAGACUGCUUGCACAAUCCCCAGAGCAAAUCAAAGCCACGUUUCAUGUGUUCGUGUCAGGGGCAGAACAAAUAUUUUUUGUGCUGACCAGGGCUUUUGGAGUGAAUGGACACAGGAGUGUUUCUCUGUGUCCAGAAAAGAGGACAAGCAGCUAUUUAUCCUCAUUCCAGUCAUUCUGAGUUUGUCAAGUAGCCUCAUAAUAUUUAUGUUGAUUGGCCAGUGCAAGAAAAGGUCCUCAGAAGGAAAACCAUCAGAGGUGUCUGUGAGAUGUUAACUGUGCUUGGGACUGCUGUACCACUUGUGUUGGAUGGGCUGCUCCUGGCACAUCAUCCCAAGGGCAGCUGAGAAGCCCUGAGCUUUCCACAGCCCUCAGGGGUCUUCCCCACCUGCUGCCAUUUGUGAAGCCGGUUGUUGCAAUUCAAGCCCUUAACGGACCCAGGGAAACUGGAGGAGUUUUAAACUGACCCUGCAGGGAAACUGGAAGAGUUUUAAGCUGACUCUGAAGCAAGCUCUUUCUGGUAACCCGGCAAGGGAGAGAAAGGAGGCAGUAGAAACUGCUAUGAAUAAAGAUAACACGUUGU